Messenger RNA from Ooceraea biroi (clonal raider ant), 3262 nucleotides. RefSeq names its product zinc finger protein 76. NCBI's taxonomy places the organism in Eukaryota, Metazoa, Arthropoda, Insecta, Hymenoptera, Formicidae. Gene Ontology annotation, cellular component: nucleus. The record is from RefSeq and is a predicted model, not a curated record. Gene Ontology annotation, biological process: regulation of gene expression.
ACGGGGGGUUCGGCGAAAAUUCAAUCGCACUGCGAGCUGCUGCUAACGAGCGCGUCGCGUCGCGUCGCGUCGCGUCGCGUCGCCACGAGGUUUCCCGUCGCGCCGCGACGCACCGGCCACUCUCUUUCGCGGUAUCACGCGAAGAUGGCGAGCCGCGUGAUAAGAGAUUCGACGCGGUUCUUCGGCGUACGCGCUCGUCCGCGGAGCGCGACGUCGCGCGUUCGAACGUCGAUCGCGCGCGAACGAGAACGCGUUGUCGUUGUCGAUCCGGCGACGUGCGAUGGACCGGCGGUUAGCUAAGCGAAACCCGGGACGAUUCGCACGUAAACAAAGGUACCGGUUCGCGAAACAGAGCGAAAUGAGAUCCGCGAGCGGAAUAAGACAUGAUACGUCUCCUUGUCAACGUCAACGUCAACGUCUGUCAGAGAGAAACUGUUGUCUGUUCGCAGCUGCGGCACGAUCGUAGGGGAUUAUGUCGACGCAGAGUGCGGAUCCUCCGAAUUGCACCGCGAGUCAGGAGGAGGAGGAGGAGGAAGAGGAAAUGAUCUUGCACGAGCCUGAGAGUGAUCCUGUAGACAUUCUGGAGUGUCUGUCAGUUAUGAUCAAUGAGAGUGCUGAGAGCGAUACUGGCCAGGUACAAGAGCUUAUAUUGGACGACCAGUUGCUUGGCACAAUGGUGACUGCGAUUACGCUGCCUGAUGGAACUCAAGCGUUCGUUACAAACAAUCUCAGUGAUAUUGAUUCAGAUUUCAAGACGCAAACGUUACAAACAACUCUGGAAAACGGAGAUACCAUAUUACUGCAAGGCUUGUCGGAAUUUGGCGACGGCAAGUCUCUCCAAUUGGAAUUAGAUCCAGCUACAUUCGUGCAGGCGGAGGACUCGACAGCUGAGAACGUAGGGAACACAUAUUCGCAAGUGGAAUUCAUCAAUGGCACCGCGUACAUGGUGACCGGUCACGUGGACGUCGGUGAGAGCUUAUGGCAAAUCGAGGAUGGGAAGUUGAAGAAAAAAGACUCCAAGAUAUUGAUCAAUAAAUUGUCCGAUGCAAAAAUUAGAUAUCCUUGCCCUAGGGAGGGAUGUUCAAAGGUGUACAGCACGCCUCAUCACCUCAAGGUCCACGAGCGUUCGCACACCGGUCAAAGGCCGUACAGAUGUACGCACCCGAAGUGCAAGAAGAGCUUCUCGACGGGAUACAGCCUGAAGGCGCAUCUGCGCACGCACACAGGCGAGAAGCCGUACAAGUGCCCGAACGAGUCGUGCAAUAAGAGCUUCAAGACCUCAGGCGAUCUGUUGAAGCACGUGAGGACUCACACGGGGGAACGUCCCUUUCUAUGUCCGUUUGACGGCUGCGGCCGAUCGUUCACCACAAGCAAUAUCAGAAAGGUUCACGUGAGGACACACACCGGUGAACGGCCGUACAAGUGCACCCAGCCGAUGUGCGGCAAAGCGUUCGCCAGUGCGACCAACUACAAGAAUCACAUACGGAUACACUCGGGCGAGAAGCCGUACGUUUGCUCGAUAGAAAACUGCGGUAGAAGGUUCACCGAGUAUUCUAGUCUGUAUAAGCAUCACCUCGUACAUACACCGCAACGGCCAUUUGAAUGCACAUUGUGCUCGAGAAGGUAUCGGCAAAGCAGCACGCUGAUAAUGCACAAGAGAACGGCUCAUGCGUUGAUCGACAGCGACGAUGGUGCCGAUGUGCUUUCGCAGAACUCUCUUGAAUCCUCUAGUCAAAAUAAAACGAAAAGAGUCACUAAAGAGACUCACAAGUUGCUGGGAAAAGACGGACAGAUCCAGAUCUCUAAGGUGGUCGACGACGCAAACGACAAGGAGCCGCAGAUUUUGUUGGUAGGUGACGCUUCGCAACUCGCCGCAUUGCAGAAAAUUGAUCUGGACGAGAGUUUCGAUGAUCCCGGCAUCGACCCGACGUUCGAAGGAUUGAACAUAAAGAUCGAGGACAUAGAAUUCGGUUGGAAUUAGUGAUGAGAGAAAAGAAGAAAGCAAGACUAGAAGAAUAUGCGACGUCCUAUGGGUAAAAAUCUUAAUACAUUUCAAUGUUAACGAUGUGUCGUUAGCAUUUGUGGAUAUUAUUUAUUGUAAUACCGCAAUGAAAUCAAAUGAGCGAGUUACUUGCGUCAAAUUAGUGAAUAGUGUCAAAACCUACUUGACUAAUAUAAGCGAUACGACAGUAGCUGUCCAAACGCUGUCGUAUAAGUUUCGUGUCAGUUUUAUAAACCGAGUACGCAGUAGCGUCAAGAAUUUUGUAAAGUGAGUGAUAGUGUACCAUGGUAGAUUGUUUUGAUAGUCAUUGGCGCAAAUAGGGAUCGACGUAAUGUCGGUGCGUUUAGUUUUCGACACGUGCAACCACCGAUACACCGAGGAAGAUAUUGGAAGACAAGGUACGAUUUCUCCUUUUCGUGUGCCUAAGGUAUUCCAAACCUGAUCUCGAAAUUAUAUCGUUCUCGCAUUCUGAAUACAAAAAACAAGAUCAGAUUUCCUGAAAAAAGUGUAUCGAGAAGCUCAAUAUUCAUACUGUCGUUUACGUUCUUGAAUUGAAGGCAGUGCCUUACCUGAAAGCGCGUAAGCUCGUGCGAAGGAAAAAAUAUAUUACUAUAUAUAUAUAUAUAUUACUAUGUACAUUAUAGUUUACCCAUCCACAAUUAUCGAGCGUGUGUACGCGAUAUUUUUCUGUGUCGUCUUGAAGAAACUCUUUCAUAACUAAAAUUAUAUACAAGUCCAGCUGAGUUAGAUAUUUCGUGCAGAUAUUUCGCACGAAGAAACAAAUAUAUAUUAUAUAGACUCGGCAUUAUUACGUAGAUUAUUAUUUUGUAGUCACGUAAAAUAGUUUUGUCACAUAGAUGAGCAGCUAUUCAAAAGGUACUAGGUACACUGUGCGCAGCUUGUGUCAUAUCACAUAAUAUUAUUUUAUUUUUACGUUAUCAAAAUUCACUUUUUUAACUUAUAAAUCGUUUUUAGCAUUUUAGUUCUUCUUUCAUGAUACAUCUACGCAAAUCAAUUAAAAUGCGUAGCACUUGUAUGAUGCACAAAUAUUUUAAGAACGUUAAGAAAAAACUGUAUCAUAUUUUAUAUAAAACUUUUUUUUAUUAUUAUUAGACCGCUUUUUCUUAAAUACUGUCGCAAGAUGUAAUUUGUAACACUUGUACAUAGUUGUAGCCGGGUUUAGUGAAACUAUGCUCUAGGUCUCGACAAAAGUAAGAUUUGGUAAAAUAUUAUUACAAUAAAUAGGAUUUUCUAAAAUUA